UUGUCUCUUAAGUAAAGAAAAGAAACUCACUCUCUUGGUGAAACUUCCAUUUUGAAAAAUCAAUGAAAGAUUCAAUCUUUGAUGGAAGAGAAGAGUUUAUGGUUUCACCACUUGGUGGAAUCCCACAACUAAGAAAAGCCCAUUUCUUGAAACCCAUCGCUUCUUCCAUUGAAGGUCCAAACUUGAAGCUUCCUUCACUCCCUUUUUCAUCUGAAUCUGAAUGGCCAUUGAAAGUCUCCUUUAAUGGCUGUAGGCAUCACCAGAACAAAUGGAAGAAAUGGGUUGCAGCCAUGGAGUCUGUUCAUCACUCUGUAUGGAAAGCUGCUGGUAUUUAUGAAGCUAUAAUGGGUUCAGUAUAUAAAGUCCAUACAGAUAAAGAUUUGAUUUUUGGGUUGGUAGAAAGGUGGUGUUGUGAUACUAACACAUUUCUAUUUCCAUGGGGUGAAGCUACUGUUACUCUUGAAGAUAUGAUGAUUUUGGGAGGGUUCUCUGUUUUGGGUGACCCUGUUUUCUUACCCCUUCAAUACCGUGAGUUGGUACAAAUUGAGGAAAAUCUUGAAAAAGCGCGAAGGGACCUUAUCGGAUUGAAGGCUGAUAAUCAUACUAGGUGGUUAAAUUUUUUCAUGAACAGUGGUAGGGAUUAUGAACAUGAAGCUUUUCUUUCUCUUUGGUUAUCAAGAUUUGUGUUUCCAGGUAAUGAGUACGAUAAAAUAGGUACACAUGUUUUCCCUAUAGCUGUUAAUCUUGCUAGAGGUACGCUACUAGCGCUUGCUCCUGCUGUUCUUGCUAGCAUAUAUAGGGACUUGAGCUUGUUGAAACAGACUAUGAUAAUGGCUUCAUCAAAAGUUCCAAGUAGAAAUAGAGACAGAUUUGACAUUCUUGAAAUUAGUCUUUGGGCGCCACAGUUCUUUGUUCAAGUUUGGGCUUGGGAGAGGUUGGUAGCUUUGCAGCCAGAGCAGGCUCAGAAUAACAAUAUGGUUAGUGGGGUGAGAAUAGGACGAUGGCACAAUGUGAAACAAUCAGGUGUGAUUAAUGUGAGGAAUACUAUUGACUCCUCUGGAGAGACGUUUCAGUGGAGGCCAUAUACCUUGGCUGUGGAAGGUUGGUUAGUUCCCAGGUUCUACAAGGAAAAAGAAGAGUGGACAGUAGUUGAAGGACAAAAUUUGGAUCAGGAAAUGGAGUCUUUCGUUCGAUGCUUGAGGGCGUCUGAGCUUGUUGGUUUAGAUUGUCAAGAACCUUAUCGACCAAAUCGUGUAGCAAUGCAGUUUGGAUAUGAUCAAGACUUCCCUAAAUGGAUUCCUCGCUCGCCUUCAAGUCCAGAACUUGCCUGGUACAACUACAGCAGACCUACUGAUUCUGAUUUUAGGUUAUACUAUCCGUCUAGGCUGUUUGAACCGGAUGUAACUAUACAGUAUUUGAAAUGGUGGAGAAAAGAAAUACUAUUUCUAGCUGAUGCAUUGAAAGGAUUUUCUCAUGGACGAAGAAGUAAAAGAAGAUCAAAACGUCUUUGUAACCUUUAUGAUUCUCCUGCUUUUGCUCCCAAGUUAAAGCAGGUGAAACUAGAAACUGAUUGGGAUGUUUGUGAUGUUCUUCCUGGUAUACGGACUGACUGUCAACCGAAACAAGUGGAGAAUUACCCUGCUGCUCCUCCUGGAUUUCUGAAUUACCCUGCUGUUCCUCCUGGAUUUCCGAAUUACCCUACUGCUCCUCCUGGAUUUCCGAAUUACCCUGCUGUUCCUCCUGGUUUUCCAAAUUACCCUGCUGUUCCUCCUGGUUUUCCUCCCAAGUGUUGUGGGAAAAAUGACAAGAAGAAUUUGUCUAUUGGAGUUUCACAAACAAUGGCUUGUGACAGUGUGCCUUGUCGCUCAACGCAGAAGCAUAUUGCAAAAAAGACAGUUUACACAUUCACUGACUAUGCACAUGAAAGCAAUGGCAGUAGCAUUGUAGUUCCCCCCAAGUGCAAUGGGGAAAAUGACAAGGAGAAUAUAUCUGUGGGGGUUUGUCAAACAGUGGCAUGUGACGUUGUGCCUCCUGGUUCAAUGGAGAAGCAUAAAGCAGGAGAGAGCGUUUACACAUCCACUGAUGCACAUGAUAGCAAUGAUAGUAGCAGUGUUGUUCUUCCGAAGUGUGUUUUGGAAUAUGACAAGGAGAAUUUAUACGUUGUGCCUCCUGGUUUAACGGAGAAGCAUAAUGCAGGACAAAGUGUUUACACAUCCACUGAUGCACAUGACAGCAACGAGAGUAGCAGUGUAGUUCCCCCCAAGUGCAACAGGGAAAAUGACAAGGAGAAUUUAUCUAUGGAAGUUAGUCAAACAGUGGCUUGUGACGCUGUGGCUCCUAGUUCAACGGAGAGGCAUGCUGGCUGGGAAGAUGACAGAAAUGAGAGUAACAGGAAUAUAGCCCGCGAUCUUGUUAACAAAUGUGAUGAUCUUAUAACGGAUAUAGAACUUAAGCUUAGCGAGCUCGAGAGACAAGUUGCUUUACACAGGAGAUGCUAGAUUCAAUAUAGUACGAUUUCAAAUACCUGUUUAUUUUCCUUUUGUGUAGUUUACUUGCUGUAGAGUUAUUGCUUGGUUUACCUAUUCAAAUUUUCUGCUUACUCUCUCUUUUGAUUAGUUUUUGUAUACACUGCUUGAAUAGUAUAUUUCUAGUUUUGGCAGUAAGGAUUGUCUGCAAUGCUGCUGCAUAGUUAUCAAAAGUUUUAUGAAUCCUUUGCAAAGAUCAAAAGAAUUCUUGUUUAGU
Messenger RNA from Solanum dulcamara, 2742 nucleotides. RefSeq lists its product as uncharacterized. The coding region runs from base 63 to 2498 and encodes 811 amino acids. The transcript has a single exon. Lineage: Eukaryota; Viridiplantae; Streptophyta; Magnoliopsida; Solanales; Solanaceae. Gene Ontology annotation, biological process: meristem maintenance; meristem development. The record is from RefSeq and is a predicted model, not a curated record.